CUCGUGAGAUGCGGUUCUACGUGCGCUUCAUCGUGGUGUGUCUGUUCCUGAACCGCAAGGAGGAGGCCAUGCAGCUGCUGCAGGAGUUGCAGGCCUCCGUGAGUGCCUACCAGCUGCAGUUCGGGGCUCCGGAUGCGCGGGACUGGCAGGCUGUUGUGAACGAGGUGACGGGGCUGAUGGCGGCGGAGGUGGCGGCCCCGCUGCCCCGCCGCCCCGGCAGCACGGAGGCGCUGUUCAGGCCGCAGCUGAGGUGCAGACCCACGGGUCCAGCUGCCGCCUGCGCGCCGCACCGCCCCCGGCUGCGGGAAGCCCUGCUUGUGUCGUACCGCCCGCGCCAGAUCCGGGUCGCGGAGCUGCCCCUGGAGCUCUACCGCAUGACUCAGGCGCUGGAGUGGCAGGACGUACGGAUCGGGGGAGCAGGAGCGGGAGCAGGAGGGGGACUGACCCAUGGGUCAGGGCAGCAACAAACAACCACGCCACCACAGCAGCGGCAACAACAGCAGCAACAACAGCAACAGCAAGGCGCAGCCGGGCAAGGGUCAGCGCAUGAUACCCCUUCCCAACAACAACCCACCAGCAGCACCGUAGCGCCCACGUCCUCCACCUCAUCCGCCGCAGCACCCGCACCCGCUCCCCAACGCAGCCCGCCAAGCUACCAAGCCCCGCCUUCUCCCUCCUCCGCCUCCUGCGCCCCUCCUCCUCCUCCUCCUCGCAACCCUCCACGGCAGCUCCUGCACAAGCCCACCGCACAGCAGCUGCUCUCCGCACUGCUGGCAAUCACAGGCGCCUGCGCGCCCCCCCAAUCCCAGCAGCAGCAGCCCUCCUCCCUUACGGUAGGACCUCCUCCUCACCACGGCGGUGGUGCUGCCGCCGACUCGGCCGAGGACUUUGUGCUGCUAUACCUGGCGGCGGAUGCAGCCCCUGCUCCUGCACCUGCACCUGCAACCGCACCUGCAACCGCGGCCCAGCAGCAGCGGCAGCAGUUGGUCCCGAGUGAACCCACGGAAAGCAGCAGCAGCCGAGGGGGCGGCAGCGUCGCGCCAACCACCGCAACCACCACAACCACCGCAACCACCGAGGAGGCAGCCGCCGUUGCCGCCGUCGCUCAGGGUGCAGUGUUCGUGCCCGCCGGCAGCCAGGCGGCACCGGACCGUCACCUGCCCGCCCUGGCAGCACCCCCCGCGUCCCGACAGCAGCGGCAGCUGCUGCUGUGCCCUCCUCCGCCGGGCCCCCAUGCCAUAACCUCGCAAAGCAGCCACAACAACAACCACCACCACCACCAAACCCAUGCGCCCUCGCCGCUUGGUCCUCCGGGCUCCUCGCUAGGGAGUGCCACUGCUACUGCCACUGCUACUGCUACUGCUACUGCCACUGCCACUGCUACUGCUACUGCUAC
Molecule: messenger RNA, 1396 nt
Organism: Astrephomene gubernaculifera
Lineage: Eukaryota; Viridiplantae; Chlorophyta; Chlorophyceae; Chlamydomonadales; Astrephomenaceae
Source: the annotation of a GenBank genome assembly